Messenger RNA from Hydractinia symbiolongicarpus, 2160 nucleotides. RefSeq lists its product as uncharacterized. Lineage: Eukaryota; Metazoa; Cnidaria; Hydrozoa; Anthoathecata; Hydractiniidae. The record is from RefSeq and is a predicted model, not a curated record. Bases 126 to 1892 code for a protein of 588 amino acids. Gene Ontology annotation, biological process: glycosaminoglycan biosynthetic process. The transcript is spliced from 2 exons. Gene Ontology annotation, cellular component: membrane. Gene Ontology annotation, molecular function: UDP-galactosyltransferase activity.
AAUGCAAACUAGCGGUUAAUGAUAAAGCGUUCAAAUCGCUAAUUUAAAAAGAUUAAAGCUUUAUAUUUUAAAAAUUACGAUGUGAUGAUGUGAUGUUUCGAUUAGAUGAAAACAUUGAUUAAAAGAUGUCUUUAAAACAACUUACUCAAUUCAUCAUGGUACUCGUGUCCAUUCAGUUGUGCGUAAUGAUUCACUACUUCACGAGUACAUUGGGCGAGAAUAGGAUAACGUAUCAUAACAAAGUUACGUUCUACCCAGAUGUAACGUCAGAGAAAAAAAUUGGGGUGGAUGCGGAAAGUAAAAACAAAGACAGACCAAGAGUUAUGUACAACAGAAGCAAACAAACAAAACUACAAAAGAAGAAAAAGUUCAAGAAGUUACAACUUGGAAAGUUUCCAGUAAAUACACGCCAGCAGUUAGUAAAGCAAGGUUUAAAAAGAAAAGAAGUUCGAAAGACGGGAAGUGUAAAACCUGUCAAAAAAGAAAAAACAAUACGCAAAGAUAAAAAGAUUCGAUUCAAAAAAGAUAUUAAAAAAAUCAAAAUGAAUCCGAAAAGAGUAAAAAAAACAGGCAAAUUAAAGAAUCACAAAGUUAAAACAAAUUUGAUGAACAGUACAAAGACGAUACAUGCGCUCACCCGCGAAUACAUGCUUGCAGACGAGGUCAUUAUAAAAUGGUGGAAAAAAGAAUUCCCAGAUAUGUUGGACAUUAUGAAGGUAACAAAGAGAGAGAAAUAUCAAUUAAUUCUCAUCGUGUCUUCUGCCCCACUACGUACUGAUCGUAGAGAAGCUAUUCGACAAACAUGGUGGAAGCAAUGCCAGAAUUACAAGCAGGUAAGAUGCAUCUUUUUUACCGAUGGUACUGUUGAUGAUGACGGAAGCCGAAAAGAAUUAAUUAUUGAAAAUCGACAACACAAAGACUUGUUUGUCCAACCGUUACUAUCUGGUGUUCGUUUUGGAGAAAGGUUUUUAUAUCAUUUGCGAUGGGCUUUGCUAGCUUACGAUUUUGAAUACUUCAUGAGGUUAGAUGACGACCAGUUUGUUUGUUUUGAUGUUUUGAUGUAUGACCUUCAACAUAAGGUGCCGAAAACAAAUAUGAUAUGGAGUUGGAUUCAUUGUCAAGAAAAUGUCGUGCGACCAGAAGAAAGCUUUAUAGUCAUCUCCAAGGAUGUUGUUCAUAAGUUUUUGUCACAGCCAAAAGACACACUGCUUUGCCAUCCUUUUGCUGAUCAACAGAUUGCUCUAUGGAUACAAGAGCUGCAGAUAAAAAACAUAUAUUAUCACGAUAUACGCAUUCAUCAUGACCCUCCUGCGGCUAGUCUACCAUUUUUAUUUAAAAAAGAAAAUGUUUGUGAUGAAUAUAUAGCGUUACAUGGAAGCUAUCCAGAAUUAAUGAAAAUAUUUUGGAAAAAUAGAGGGGGAAGUGUUCAGACUUCAUACAGCUUUAAAAACUAUUGCAAUGUAAAAGAGGUGUUUGAUUUUCAGCUAUUGGAAUAUCAUUGGAGGUAUGAGCCAAGAUUGUGCUCUUCCAAACCCACAUGGGAUACUAGAAAAUUACUAGGAGACAGUGACAUGUAUUAUGGUCGUGAAGAACAAGUCAACUAUGGUAAUUUAUAUGAGGAUAGCGUUGUGGAGAUACCGCAAAAUAUACUUGAUAGACUUAAUAUAGAUAAAACGCAAGAGAAUAGUUACCGUGAGAGCCAGGAACAAGAUCUAUUGCAAAGGAAUCAGUUUGGUUCUGUUAAAGUUAACGAAGAAGAGAUUUUAAAUAUUGACCAACUUGAAAUCCGUCGCUUAAACACUGUUCUUGAGCAAUGCCUCGAAAGCCAACUCAAACUACAAACUGAGUAUAUGGAUUUGAAAGAGAAAUAUGAAGCGUUACGAAAACAGUAGAAACAAUGAUAGCAAAAAAAACGUGUUUCGCUAACAUUUUGAAAAUAAAAUGAAUGUUAGAGAUUUUUUAACGGCGUUUUCUUACUUUUGAAUUUCAUCCAAAUUAAAAUAAGUCGUGUUGUCGUAAUUCCAAAAAUACACCAUGUUUCCUUUUUUGAAAUGCUGUACUAUAUUUUCUCCCAUAUAAAAAUUUGUUUCAUGAAUAUUUCAUGAAUGUCUAUAAGGAAUAAUUAUAGAGCCAGCUUAAAAGUGUUAGAUAACAGUCAAA